GAGGUGGACGAAGGCCCGCUCGGCUCUUUCCGUGAGCGCUCGGGGGCGGGAUGAUCACUCGGCCACCUGGACAGCGAGGAGAUAGAGAGGUGAAUGAAGCGAGGGCGAUGGCACGUCUCCACACAUAUCCUGGAGGAGAAGGAGCAAGAGGCAAAUAAUGAGUUUCAGAUCACAUUUAUCUGACAACAUGUUUAAUGAAUUGACAACAAAUAUGUCCCAGCCAUCAAAGGGCAAACUGAAAAGGCAGCGGCGAUCCUUCACACAGGUUCUAUCCCGGAAGCUAAGUUAUCGUGAACGAAGGUCGACAGCCGACAUCCCGGUUGACAUUUUAGAUGAUCCUUCUGAGCUCUCAAUCCAGCUUUCUGCGCCGGGCAUACUUAAGAUAUUUGGCAACGAUAUCUGCAAUGGCGCGAACUACAAAAGUGUCCUUGCCACACCACGCUCUAGUGCCCAGGAGUUGGUCAAAGAAGCCCUGGAGCGGUACUCUGUGAGUAAGACGUCUGCCAGAGAGUACCUGCUCUGUGAUGUCAUUGGGAGGUUUGAGGGGCUGGACAAACGCUGGCGAACGGAGUGCCUCCGACCACUGGGGGACAAUGAGAAACCACUUCUCCUUCAGGAUCUUUGGAAGCCUAAGGAGGGGUUUGCCAGAAGAUUUGAGCUCCGCAGGCAGUCUGAGGUGGAGGAAAUGGCUUCCAAGGAGAAAGACACAACAACUGCAGAUAUUAACGCUCAAGCACGGAAACUUCAGCGACACCGUGCAAAAGGCAAAGACUUAACCAUGUCUGACUACAGGCACAAAUUACCACCUCUCCGGCAAAGUGUGAGUGAGACGAGCAUCGCUGCCAUUGGGAACCAAGAGGAGGAGCAGCAGAGACUUUACUUCACAUUGCCCGGGCAGUCUGGAAAGAAGAAGAAUAGUCAAUGCAAAAGCGGGAAACUGUACAGCAGAAGCAGCAAAGAGAAGCAAGAAACCAGCCUUCAUGACGGUUACUCUAACGCAGGCUACCAGGCCCCUCAUCUUCUGCUUCUGCAGGGGUAUAACCAACAAAGUGAUUGUUUGGUGUAUCCUCUGGAGCGUGAGAAGCAAAUAGUAGGACAAGAAACUGCGUUGACAAAGCCCAACAUUUGCUUAUCGUCGCCCGACAUCCUUUCUCUGCACUGCAAAAUCAAAAGGUUUAAACAAUCAAAAAAGCAAAGUUGCCACCUUGAAGAAAAGACCAUCGUGGAGUCAUUUCCAAAUGCCUUCACGAUCGUAAACUGUGUACCAGUGGAUGGACCAGCGGAACUGAGGCAUGGCGAUCUGAUUGGUUUUGGACAACAUUAUAUUUUUCUCUUCAAAGAUCCUUUAGCUGCUAAACAGCUGCCAGCUCAAACCUUUUCAAUGCUGAGACAUUUGCAGUGUUUUGCUGGCCACAGAAGUAGCCGGAGAAUUCCUGUUUGCAAAACAUGUGGCUCCAUUGUUAAAAACUGCUCGGCAAACGUGCAAAGAAAUGCCAUCUCGGCUGCAAACAUAGACACCACUGUUCAAAAAAGGAAGCUGCAUCUGGAAUAUGAAAGGGCCUUUGAAGAUGUGCUGAUUGAUAAAAUCUUGACUCUUAUCGAACCUGGUGGAGAUGACCAUAAGCUAACUCCAGCCUGCCUGCUCUGUCUGUGUAUUCAGCAUUCAGCUGCUACCUUCCAGUCAGGUGAUUUCAUGAGGCUCCUUCUGAAGAUUGUGCAUAGAAUGCAAGGAAUAGCAUGGGGGAAAACCAAAGAAUUGGCUGAAAAGCAUUCUCAACAACAGGAUACAUUUUCGCAACCUCUGGUCAGAAUUACAGACCUGGUUCCAGACCUGCAACAUAUUUUCUUCUGGAUGUCCAAUUCCAUUGAGCUGCUUUACUUCAUCCAGCAGAAGGUUCCAGGAUAUAUACAGGGAUUUGAGGAUCUGAAAGCACAAGGUUCCAAAGAAUCAUUGCUCUCAUCCACAAUUUCACUCAAUGAAGAAGUUAUGACUAUUUUGGAAGAAUUGAUCAUGCAUUCAUUCCAGCAAUGUGUGUACUACAUCACAAAGUCGCUGUACGUUGCACUUCCUGCCUUCUUGGACUGCAAUCCCUUCCAGACGGAGAGGGGACAUUCCUGGAUGAAUGUGUCUCCUGUCCCAGAGGCAGUUCGUAACAUCAUGCAGAUAUACAAGACCACCCUGGACCUCCUCCACCAGUAUGAGAUUCACCCAGAAAUCACAACACAAAUGUUUGCUUACCUUUUCUUUUUCUCCAAUGCCUCCCUCUUCAAUCUGCUGAUGGAUAGGGGUUCAAGGCACCGUUUUUUCCACUGGUCAAAAGGGGAACAGAUGCAAGGCAGUCUCCGCCUGUUGUUGGACUGGAUACAAAAUGAAGGAAUAGGGAACAUCGCAGAUGAAUUUUUUUUCAAAUUCAGCAGUGCUAUAAAGCUUCUGGCUAUACCGGCCUCUAUUCUCAUGCAGUGCAGCUUGAGUAGUCUCCAGAGAGAGUUCCAUGCCUUAACCCCAUCGCAACUCCUUCACAUAUUAACACACCACCAAGUGGCACCUGGUGUGGACCCUGUAGCAGCAUUGCAACCAAGUGCUGAAGAGGGGGAAACAUUGCACAAAACAGAGGACAUUCUGCUGAGUUUUCAUAGGUAUCCUCCUCUGGUGCUGCCCACCAGUAAUUUUAAGGUGGAUCUGGAUGCAGAGACUGUGGAGGACAACUUGUACAGGCACCUGUUGUAUAUACGCCACUUUCUUUGGAGUCUGCGCACCAAGUUCCAGUCAAACAAUGGAUGUUCUAUAAGCAAGGAACUACAGGCUGAAUCUCCAGUUUACUACAAUUGUCAUGAGAUUUCAUCGGACAACUUAGCCACAUUUUCCAAUCUCAAGAUAUUAGAUCAACAAUCAGGCCAAAACAAUCACCUCAGUAAUAAUCUUGAUGCAGAAAUAGAUGGAACUAGGUUGAGCACUGCUUGGGUCGGUGGAUCGAAUGGUGAUUUCAGUACCUGCCACAAACAGCACAACCUGCAUCCACGGACUGCCCAGGGGAGGCACAGAGGCCCUGGGCAAAAUGUGCAACCAUCUAACCCUUCCUGCCUCUUAACUCCUCCAAAUACACCAUUGAAUGUUGACCAUGUACAGACAAAUGGAGAUAGUAGGCUUGCAUCAAACUCACAGAGAAACGGCCACCACAGAAGCAGAGCCAACGAGGGAGAAGGAAGAGUAACAGCAACAUAUGAUCUACCGACUCCAACGUCUUCGAGCCUGAGCUCUGGAGAUGAUGAUCUCUGUUGCGUAUAUGUUGUGGAGCUGCCGCGGGGACCUGUUGGUUUAGGGAUGGGACUGAUCGAUGGACUGCAUACAACCUUAAAAUCGCCCGGCAUUUACAUCAGAACCCUUCUGCCUGACAGCCCGGCAGCCUCUGAUGGGAGACUGGGAAUCGGGGACAGGAUCCUGGCAGUAAAUGGAACCAGCUUAAUUGGGGCAGAUUAUGACAGUGCAGUGAGCCUGAUUCGCUCAGCAGGCGAGAGACCACGAUUCCUCAUUGCCAAGUCAGACUUCCUCAUUGCUGAGAAGAUCAGUGCUUCGUCCUGUUAGUUCUCAGGUAUUGGACAUUACCUCAUCAUCCUUUCAUGUUUCAGUGAUACGUGGUUGACAAAUGGCAGUGAAUUGUAUUGUAGCUGUUCCCCUGCUUUCCCUCCUAGGAUGUUACGUUUAUACAAAGUAAUUUUUGUCCAAAUAUGAUUUAAAAACCAGCAACCACAAAAGGCUCAAAAUCACCUCAAAUCAUGAAGAGAUUAUUUUUUUAAAUACCACAUAUGAAAAUUUAAGUGGUGUCCUAAUUAUACCAAUGCUCUCCAUCUGAUAAUUGUAAAAUGGAGGUUAGUAAAGGCCAAGCAAAUGUCACACGUGUGAUCAGAGAUUCCAUUUAGUUUUAAUGUUACUCGAGAUCUAACUGGAUGCAGUUUAAACUUUGAUUCCCGAGUUCUGCCGAAGAGAAAUUAAGAUUUAAACUAAUAAAGGUCAUGUGAUUGGAGCAGAAGUGGGCCAUUCGGCCCAUCAAAUCUCCACCAUUCAAUCAUGGCUCUUCUACCUCUCGCUCCUAACCCUAUUCUCCUGGCUUCUCCCCAUAACCCCUGACACCCGCGCUAAUCAAGAAUUUAUCUAUCUGCUGUAAAAAUAUCCAUUCACUUGGCCUCGACAGCCUUCUGUGGCAAGAAACGAAGGAAAAAUUAACUCUGACAAUAAGAGUUGUAGACCAUGCCCCUUAAGGCUACACUAGUAUCAGCUGGGCUCGGGAAUGCAUUCUGAUUUCAAUCAGAGGGUUGUGGAUUUCUGCCCAUUGUUGGAUUUGCAUAGACGAGGCUGAUAGCUGGGUCCAUUAAAUAUAGCACAUCAUUCAGCAAAGUGUCUUUCAGUUAGCUACCCAUUCUACACUGCUGCACUAAUUUAAUAUUCCCCAAGGACCUCGAACAAUUACUGUUUUAAAAAUCUAGGAACCAGUUCAAGAAAGUAUUUUCCUACAUUUGUAAAUGUCGGUCAAUUUUAGUACAAGUAUCCUGACAAAAUCCAAAGUUGAAUAAAGUUGGGACUGACUGGAAUCUGGUUUCACCAGGAACUUUCUCCAUCAUAGCAAUUGGUUCAGGUGCCCAAUCCAUGCUGUGCUGAUCAAUGAAACCAAAUCUUCAAUUAUUAUGUAAAUUAAUAUGUUAGACCAAAGAUAUAUUUAAAAAUUGCUGCUUUAAGAACCUCUUAAAUAUUAGGCAAAUGAGCCUGGCUGCUUGGGUUAUAUCUUUGAUUGGUGUAAUAUUUGCAUGUAAUCUAUAGGGUUUUACUGAUGUAGGAGCAAAUCCCUAUCAAUACUCUAACGGAG
Molecule: messenger RNA, 4859 nt
Organism: Amblyraja radiata (thorny skate)
Lineage: Eukaryota; Metazoa; Chordata; Chondrichthyes; Rajiformes; Rajidae
Gene: radil
Product: Ras association and DIL domains
Exons: 15
Coding region: 158-3583 (1141 amino acids)
Biological process (GO): signal transduction; neural crest cell migration; substrate adhesion-dependent cell spreading
Cellular component (GO): microtubule
Molecular function (GO): GTPase binding
Source: RefSeq, a predicted model, not a curated record